CUGGAUGCCUGCAAGUCCAAACAUCCUGUUCUUGUUUGAACUCCUUACUGGAGAAACAGGGAAAAGCUGUCUUUUUUCCUUCCACCCAUAUCAGGUGACACAAAAACACGAGCCCGUCUGGGUUGAACUGCUUGACUCUGGUGUUUGGGAGCAGAUCUGAGCUGCUGAGCCGGGCAGCGAUUCCUUCUCUGGAUUAGCAUUGACUCUGUGGGAACCGGACCACCCCUGAGACAGGAGGGCGGCCCGAUGCCUCCCCAGGGCCUGGGUCUGCAGCAGAGCCCCCUCCUCCUGGGGAGGGGGGACCCUGGGCUCAUAUUUUCCCCACCUCUCCUGCCUUCUUCCCUGCAGGUGAACUUCCACAGCCCCCGGAGUGGCCAGAGGUGCUGGGCCGCGCGGACCCAGGUGGAGAAGCGGCUGGUGGUGCUGGUGGCACUUCUGGUGACAGGACUAGUGGCCUCCUUAGCAGCGCUGGGCAUCCAGUACCGGACAAGAUCCCCCACGGCAUGUCUGAGCGAGGCCUGCGUCUCAGUGACCAGCUCCAUCUUGAACUCCAUGGACCCCACGGUGAACCCCUGCCAGGACUUCUUCAGCUAUGCCUGUGGGGGCUGGAUCAAGGCCAACCCUGUGCCUGAUGGCCACUCACGCUGGGGGACCUUCAGCAACCUCUGGGAACACAACCAAGCCAUCAUCAAGCACCUCCUUGAAAAUGCCACAGCCAGCGCGAGCGAGGCAGAGAGGAAGGCACAGGUAUACUACCGCGCAUGUAUGAACGAGACCAGGAUUGAGGAGCUCAGGGCCAAGCCUCUGAUGGAGCUUAUCGAGAAGCUCGGAGGCUGGAACAUCACGGGUCCCUGGGCCAAGGACAACUUCCAGGACACCCUGCAGGUGGUCACCGCCCAUUUCCGCACCUCACCCUUCUUUUCCGUCUACGUCAGUGCUGACUCCAAGAACUCCAACAGCAACGUGAUCCAGGUGGACCAGUCUGGGCUGGGCUUGCCCUCGAGAGACUAUUACCUGAACAAAACUGAAAAUGAGAAGGUGCUGACCGGAUACCUAAACUACAUGGUCCAGCUGGGGAAGCUGCUGGGCGGGGGAGAUGAGGAUGCCAUCCGGCCCCAGAUGCAGCAGAUCUUGGACUUUGAGACAGCGCUGGCCAACAUCACCAUCCCCCAGGAGAAGCGCCGUGAUGAGGAGCUCAUCUACCACAAAGUGACGGCGGCCGAGCUGCAGACCCUCGCACCCGCCAUCAACUGGCUGCCAUUUCUCAAUACCAUCUUCUACCCCGUGGAGAUCAAUGAAUCUGAGCCUAUUGUGGUCUACGACAAGGAAUACCUUGAGCAGGUCUCCACACUCAUCAACAACACUGACAAAUGCCUCCUCAAUAACUACAUGAUCUGGAACCUGGUGCGGAAAACAAGUUCCUUCCUCGAUCGGCGCUUUCAGGACGCCGAUGAGAAGUUCAUGGAAGUCAUGUAUGGGACCAAGAAGACCUGCCUUCCUCGGUGGAAGUUUUGUGUGAGUGACACGGAAAACAACCUGGGCUUUGCCCUGGGCCCCAUGUUUGUCAAAGCGACCUUCGCAGAGGACAGCAAAGACAUAGCCACUGAGAUAAUCCUGGAGAUCAAGAAGGCAUUUGAGGAGAGCCUGAGCACCCUGAAGUGGAUGGAUGAAGAGACCCGGAAGUCAGCCAAGGAAAAGGCGGAUGCCAUCUACAACAUGAUAGGCUACCCCAACUUCAUCAUGGACCCCAAGGAGCUGGACAAAGUAUUCAAUGACUACACCGCGGUUCCAGACCUCUACUUUGAGAAUGCCAUGCGCUUUUUCAACUUCUCAUGGAGGGUCACUGCCGACCAGCUCAGGAAAGCCCCCAACAGAGACCAGUGGAGCAUGACGCCGCCCAUGGUGAACGCUUACUACUCACCCACCAAGAAUGAGAUCGUGUUUCCGGCUGGGAUCCUGCAGGCGCCUUUCUACACCCGCUCCUCACCCAAGGCCCUAAACUUUGGUGGCAUCGGCGUUGUCGUGGGCCACGAGCUGACUCAUGCUUUUGAUGAUCAAGGACGGGAGUAUGACAAAGAUGGGAACCUCCGGCCGUGGUGGAAGAACUCGUCCGUGGAGGCCUUCAAGCAUCAGACCGAGUGCAUGGUGGAGCAGUACAGCAACUACAGCGUGAACGGGGAGCCGGUGAACGGACGGCACACCCUCGGGGAGAACAUCGCGGACAAUGGCGGCCUCAAGGCGGCUUACCGGGCUUACCAGAACUGGGUGAAGAAGAACGGGGCUGAGCAGACACUGCCCACCCUGGGUCUCACCAACGACCAGCUCUUCUUCCUGGGCUUUGCACAGGUCUGGUGCUCUGUCCGCACGCCCGAGAGCUCCCACGAAGGCCUGAUCACCGACCCGCACAGCCCCUCCCGCUUCCGCGUCAUCGGCUCUCUCUCCAAUUCCAAGGAGUUCUCAGAACACUUCCGCUGCCCGCUCGGCUCCCCCAUGAACCCUCCUCACAAGUGUGAAGUCUGGUAAGGGGUGAAGCGCAGAGAGCCAAGACAGAGGAGGAGAAGGGGCUAAGGACAAGCCCCCAGUGGGCCGACACAUCUGUCCCCCAUCCAGCCUCCAGGGCAUCGCCCAGCCUGCUUGGCCACACCAGGGCCCCCUUCCCCGUGCUGGAGGGUUUCAGCCGGAAACGAGCCUGAGCCCAGGAUGUAGGUUCUCAGCAUAACCCAAGAUUUGAUCCCCCAUGAAGACCCUGUCGCCCCAGGCACAUGCGUGUCAACGUCCACGGGCAUUUGGGUGUCAGGCUGGUGGCUGACCAGACCCGGGCCCCACGCCGACAAGCGCCAGAUACAUCACGAUACCACUGUGUCAAAUGCUUUCAAGAUAUAUUUUUGGGGAAACUAUUUUUUAAACAUUGUGGAAUACACUGGAAAUCUUCAGGGAAAAAAAUGCAUUUAAAACACUUUUUUUUAAAGGAAAGGAUUGGUAUAUUUAUUAUGUUCUGUCUUUCUAUAUAACCUGUGGAUAAGGGAAGCCUCACUGACUGACCCCUCCCUUUCCCCCUCCCUUGUGCGGUUGGACUGAGGCAGGGGUCCCCGGGACCCUGAGCAGGUCCUCAGGUCAGAGAACUGCCUCGGCCCUGGGACGUGCGAUUUUGGCUGUGGUCACCUGGUGCAGACAGGAGGGAUGUGGAGGCCAGAACAGAGGGAGGAUCCAGCUCGGGGCCCAGCUUAUGGGCACUGGCUCCCUCAGCUAGCCUCCCCUGUCCCCAGAGUCCAACAGUGGGACCUCUAGCAAGGAAGUUCCAGUCCACAAAUUCGCUGCAGGGGAUGGAUGGCCGUGGCAGAAUGAGGCCAAGAUAGGGCCCUCAAACGCCCUCGGGGGGCACUGAGUGCCCUGGAUCCUGGGCCACAGGAGCCCUGUGGGUGGAAACGCCCCUGUCAGAUGAACAAUGCUGUGCCACAGAGGUCCCCUUUCGGGCCCUCCUCUUUUGACCGCCCCAUGUCUGUCCCAGGGGCCUGUUGCAUCUCUGCAGCCACUUUGGGGCCUGCCUGGUUGACCCUCUUCCCCGGGGGAAGGAGACAGAAAACUG
Molecule: messenger RNA, 3586 nt
Organism: Carlito syrichta (Philippine tarsier)
Lineage: Eukaryota; Metazoa; Chordata; Mammalia; Primates; Tarsiidae
Gene: ECE1
Product: endothelin converting enzyme 1
Exons: 17
Coding region: 247-2523 (758 amino acids)
Biological process (GO): peptide hormone processing
Cellular component (GO): plasma membrane
Molecular function (GO): metalloendopeptidase activity
Source: RefSeq, a predicted model, not a curated record